Molecule: messenger RNA, 869 nt
Organism: Medioppia subpectinata
Lineage: Eukaryota; Metazoa; Arthropoda; Arachnida; Sarcoptiformes; Oppiidae
Source: the annotation of a GenBank genome assembly
AUUUGAUAAACAAUUUAUUUGUUUGUAUUGUUUUACUAAUUAGUCUUUGAUUUGGUUUACAAUAAUAGCCACUGAUUUGAAUCUUGUCGACCAAAUACUGGAUCUAUUAGUUAGUGAUAACUGAAGAGCACGUGAUAUAAACACCACAAUUGUUUGGAUACCUAAGAGACGAUAUGAGCGGUAAAAACGGGUCGAAAAUGUCGGCCCAACAGAAGUCUCAGUUGAUCUCAGAGUUGGCCGCUUCGGGCGAAGACCGCAAACUAAUCAAACUGUUCGCCGAACACAUCGCGACCACAACGAGCCUCAACUCUAUGACAUCGAUGACACUUCAGGAAGCGCUGCAAAUGGGAUCAGACAAUGAGAAUGACUCCUCUGACGAGUACGACGACGACGACGAGGAGGAAGAGGUCGACGGUGUGUCCGAUGCGGACGACGAGGACAACGAUGACGACGAUUACGAUGAAGAGGAGGACGAAGAGUCCGACGACGAAGAGGUGACAGACGGCCAACACAUGUGCGCCGACUGUAAGUGCGCGGCGAAGAAGCAAACGGUGCCAAACGGCGUCGCGUCGACAGCAGCGGCGGCCGCGACCGCAGCUCAACACUCGGCCAAGAAGUCAAAGAGUGGGGCGAAGAAGUCGAAGAAUAAGGGAUCCGUUGACGCGAACGACGAGAACACCAAACGUUUUGUCGAGCGUCUCGGCCGAGAGGACAGCCAAUCGUGCGGUUGCGACGACUGCGUGAAGUACGCCAGCGAUCGCCAGACGGCCGACGAUAUGGCCGUUAAACUCGUGGCCGACGAGGAGAAGAAGAAGAAGAAAUCGGAGAAAAAGAAAUUACAGAAAAAGAAAAAACGCGACAAAAAGAAG